Messenger RNA from Impatiens glandulifera, 7637 nucleotides. Its product is annotated as helicase SEN1. NCBI's taxonomy places the organism in Eukaryota, Viridiplantae, Streptophyta, Magnoliopsida, Ericales, Balsaminaceae. The coding region runs from base 182 to 7291 and encodes 2369 amino acids. The transcript is spliced from 22 exons. The record is from RefSeq and is a predicted model, not a curated record. Gene Ontology annotation, molecular function: helicase activity.
UCAUUAUAAGUGUAUUGACAGGGUCAGAUAAUUUUCUGCAUCCCUUUAGCUUCUCCUUUUGAAUUCUUGUAUAUUUGGAUCGGAUUCUUCGCCUCAUAAUAUAUGCAAUGCGAUUCGCCGAUGCUAUAGGACGAGUAUGUAUGUAAAUCCAUUUCUAGCACUGUUUAACUAAACACCAUCCAUGAAGAAAACGGCGACCAGGGUAGAGUUGUUGGCUCGGUGGAAAGCCAUUGAGGAUGAAGACGAAGAAGAUGAUGUAAUAGAUGAUAGUUUAGUGUCCGACGAGCAAACUGGUCUGCACCACCUUAAAGAACAAUGGUUUUCAGAUGCUUUCAACUUCUUGAUCAAUUUGCCAAAAGAAAGUCAUAUCUGGUGCUGCCACUGGGAUUUGAUGGGUCCACUUUUAGAGACUUUUUACAAUUACUUUCAAGAUGAGCGCACUAACUCUCCUCUCAAACUUUUGUGGAAAAGAAUCUCUGAAGAAACAAAGAGGUGUACCCAAUGUAUCUGUCAACACUAUCAAUCCCAAGGGAUGUACCGUGUGGAGUAUGCUUUGAGUUCUGUUGGUCCCCUUCUAGAUGUGUUACAAAUUCUUGACGAAGAAAGGGUGACUCAACGCCUGAAAGAGAUAAAUGCAAGAAUAGCAAAUAAAAAAUAUGAUCCCAUGUGUGAUAACAGUGAAGUUGUUAAUAUCAUGUUUGAGGUGAUGAUGUUCCCUGUUUUGUUGGAUGACCAGUCUCUGGCUACUGAGUUUCAAACUUUUAUCGAAGCCAUUGAUGAUUCUCAUGAACUUGCUCUGGCUGGCCAUCAAAAAUACCCAGGAGUGUAUGCACUUCUUUUCUUCGAAAGUAGGAGGGUACGGUCUAUUGCUCUGCGCCUAGCUGGGAACAUGGGAAAAGUGAGUAAUGCGAUGGAACUGGAACCGAUGCAGCCUUUGCUUAAGAAAUGUAUUAAUGUUUUGGAGACAGAAGUAUUGCCACCCACUUCUGCGACUUCAAGGCCAAGGUUUCCUCUAAAACGUGCAACUGUAUGGCUUGGAAUCAAAGCAUUACUUGGUUUUUUAGAGCCUAUGGCAUUUGAAGAAGGAAUUUUGGAGCACUAUCCUGUUUUUCUCAGUAUUGUACUCAAUCACAUUAGUGAUGACUCUGUUGAGUUUUCAUAUGCAGUUAAUUGCUUGAAACUACUCUUUGAAAUGCUGGGAUACAAACUUUGGUUGAGGGCAACAUUGUCCCCAAGCGUGAUGCUCAAUACACUACUGGGUCAGUGUUUCCAUACUAGAAACGAGAAAAACCAUAAGGAAAUCUUUGAUCUUUUCCAACCUUUCCUGCAGUCCCUUGAAGCUUUGGAAGAUGGUGAUCAUGAAAAGCAACGGAGACAUGUUCUCUAUUUUCUUCUUCAUCAAGUGACUAUUAGCAGCAACUUCAGCACUCUAAUGAGAAAAAAAGCCUGUCAGAUAGCUCUUCUUAUUAUACACCGAGGCUAUAAGAUGAACCCGCCUUCCCCACCUUUUGAAUGCGCACAUAUGUGGGGUCCUUCUCUAGUGGCUUCUUUGAAGGAUUUGUCUCUUCACAAUUCUCUGAGGCAACCGGCCUUGGACCUUAUCCAAACUAUUAUGGUAUCAGAUGCAGCAGCCUUAGUGGCUUCAACGCUAAGAUGUCCAAUGCCUUUGGAUGCUCUUCGAGACAUGGAUUAUGAGCCAUUUGACGAGGAAAAUGACGAUGCUGUUCUGUUCACUAAUGAUCUUAUAGGAGAUGCUAGUUGUUGGAAUGAAUUCUGUGUUCAGAGUAAAGUAAUCUGCAGGGAAUCUGGAGAGUGGAUGUCCAUACCGAUGCUGUGGUUUGAUGUAUUUGUUGAAAUUGAUCCGUUUGUCCUCCCAGUAUCAUUUUCCAAAGCUGCCUGUUGGGCUUUGUCUCGUUUUUCUAUGGUAGAACCAGGAAACAGCACCGAGACUAUCCUUUCUGUAGAAACAUGGUUGUCAACUUUUGCUUCAGACAUCUCAGAUGCAUUUGGGUGGAAUACUGUAUCUAGCUUCGAUGAUUAUGGAGAAUGGAAGGUUUCAAAGAACUCAAUUAGAGUCUCAACAAUGUUUACUCCUCUGAUAAGAACUUUCAAAAAGUUGACUGCUCACUUUAUUGCUAAAAUGGAGCAGGGAGAACUCUGGAAGCGGUGGAUUUGGGAACCAAGGAUGAGUGAUAGCUUGAUUCUUUUGCUUGUGGAUCCUAAUGACGUUGCCAGGCAGGUCGGUAAGCGUAUACUUGAACAAGUAUCAAACACAAGGGGUCUCACUUCUAGUCUGCAGUUUCUGUGCUCCUCUUUGUCAUCUUUGUCUGCCCUAUUUUUGGGGUUUAGGCAUGCUUUAAAGCAGGUUCAAGCGGACUCAGUUCUUCCUUUUCAAGCUUUACAUCAUCUAUUCUUUGUUCUGUGUAAAAUACUAAAGGAAGGGAUUAUACCUUCAUCAUUGCCAAGAAAUUCAUCCUGUGACUCUAGUAACUCGAGUUUCUGUUCACAAGGUGGAUUUCUACGGCUUCCCACUUUUAAUCAUGUUGCCGGUAAUGCUAAUGCUCAUUCAAAUCAUGUCGAUUUAUCAUCCUGGAAGGAGUUUAACUACUUACUAUCAGCAAAUGUGUGGCCUUACAUCCAAAAGUGCUUGAGUGAUGGGAAGACAUCCAUCAAUUGCAAAGCUUCCCAGAUGACCUGCAUCCGCCUGCUAGAGGUCCUCCCAGUUAUUGUCGAAAGGCUUCAUCCGUUUAUUGAAAUGCCAGCAAAGUCAAGGACGAACAUUCACACUAUGGUUGACUAUAAAUGGCUUCAUGACUUAAUGCUGUGGGGAAAUUCGUCACAUGCAGUUGUAGUUAGAUACUGGAAGCAGACUGUCAUAUCCAUGCUGACUUUGUUCAAAAUGUCAUGCAGUCCUUUGUCUGUUUCUACAUCUGUGAUUGGGGCAAUGGAGAAGCUGAUUUCACAAGAAAGCAUUGCAGUUGAUGAAUUGGCUAGAAACGUCUCACGUCUUUCUGUUUCCUUACUCGAUGAAGGACCUCAUGAAACUAAAUAUACAAACUCUGAACCAAAACCCUCAGUUUCUAAGGUCUUGUCAUUGAAAGACAACUAUUUUUCCCAAGGAGGAAAACAUUUAAGCUUGGAGGACGAAGAUGUGCAGGUUCUAGAUACGGGUUUAUCAAUCAGCAAGAAAAACAUUGAAGAUGAAGAUGUGCAAGUUCUAGAUAUGCGACCAUCAAUUAGCAAGAAAAACAUUGAGGAUGAAGAUGUGCAGGUUCUAGAUAUGCGACCAUCAAUUAGCAAGAAACAUAUUGUGGAUGAAGAUGUGCAGGUUCAAGAUAUGCAACAACCAAUUAGCACGAAAAAUAUGGAGGAUGAAGAUGUGCAGAUUCUAGAUAUUGGAUCAAUUAGUAAGAAAAGCAAAGGAAAUAGUAUUGAAGUACUGGAUAAUGAGAUGCAAAAUCGAGUUUCAACCAAGGAUAUUGUAGUCUCUGAUGCUACUUCAAGUUUAUGUGUAUUCAAUGACAAGAAAAGAGGCAAAAGUGCUGAAAUCGUUUGCCCAAGUGGUGUUGCUGAAAUUAAAAUUUCUUCCAGUGGCAGUCGAAAGUCUUUAUCCAAAGAUUUUUUGCAAGGCAACGCAGCUGCUUAUGAGAGAGUUUCUCCAACUUCUGAUAGUGAUAAAAAUGGUUUAAACUCUAAAUGCCAAUUGAAUAGUUCCUACUCAGCGUCGCAUAAAUCUAGUAAGUUGAAAUCAAUCAAUAUAGAAAAUAUAGAGCAACCAGGAGGCAAAGAUGUUUUAGAAGCAUUGAAUAGAAUGAAAAAGGAUAGUGUAUUUGAUGCUAUAGAUGCCACAUUCCAGGUUGCAGCUAAAGCCCCAAAGCAAAUAGACUUGGCCAGAGCAAACAUCUCUCGUCCUAAGCGACAAGUAAUUCAGCUUCAAUUGCCUGGAGAAAAUAUGUCUGGUAAUUUACAUAGACUUGAAAAUGAGGUUAAAAGGUUCAGACUUCCAAGGCUUGAUGACUGGCUUAAACCCAUUCUAGAGAUUGAUUUCUUUGUAACAGUUGGACUAGCAUCUGUUAACGAGGAUUGUAGUGUAAAUAUGAAACUGAAGGAAGUACCUGCAGGUUUUCAGUCAUCGGAUGAAUACAUAAACAUUUUCCGACCACUGGUCUUGGAAGAGUUUAAGGCUCAGUUGCAUAAUUCUUUUCUGGAGAUGCCUUCUUCGGCAGACAUGCAUUGUGGCAGUGUAUCAGUUCUUUCCGUUGAGAGAGUUGAUGAUUUUCAUCAUGUCCGCUGUAUCCACGAUGAUGCUACAGGAUGUGGAAGUUGUUCAGAAAACGACCUUAUUCUACUUACAAGACAACCGUUGAAAAAUACUGUGCUUGACAUCCACUUGGUGGGAAAGGUGGAACGGAUGGAGAAAGACAACAAGAGGCGAUUAACGUCUAUAGUUAUCAAAUUCUCUCUGCAAGGUGGAAUUUCACGCCUAAAUCGAGCUAGGAAACUUCUUAACCAACGCAGCAGAUGGUAUAUUAGUCGCAUCAUGAACAUGACACCUCAGCUUCGAGAAUUCAAGGCUCUAUCAUCAAUAAAGGACGUCUCUCUACUUCCCAUUAUACUGAAUCCCAUCAAUCACUCUCAAGUUUACAAUGACAAUAAGAAACCUGAUAUGAAUAAACUCCCUCUUGCCUUGCAAACCAUUUUCAAGUCUUCAUAUAAUGAUAGCCAACUUAAAGCUAUCACUGCUGUUGUAGAACCUUUGAAUUCUAAGGAACAUGAAUUAUAUCUUAUACAAGGUCCUCCAGGUACGGGAAAAACUCGAACAGUUUUGGCUAUUGUCAGUGGUUUGCUUGCUCUCUCAUCCCAACGGAACGGUGUCAAUAAGAGAACACUAGAUGUAGGCUCAUUACACUCUAAGGCAAGAGCUCGACUGUGUCAAUCUACAGCUAUUUCUAGGGCCUGGCAAGAUGCUGACUUGGCUCGACAGAUGAAUGAGGAAAUAGUCAAAAAGAGCAACUCUUUGGGAAGAGUCUCUGGAGGAAGGGUGCUUAUUUGUGCUCAAUCUAAUGCUGCUGUUGAUGAGUUAGUAUCGAGGAUAUCAUGUGAAGGACUGCAUGGAGUUGAUGGGACGAAGUAUAAGCCAUAUCUUGUGAGGGUUGGUAAUGCCAAGACCAUCCACCCAAAUUCAUUACCCUACUUCAUUGACACACUUGUUGAACAACGGUUGACAGAGCGAAGGUUAAGUACAAGUGGAGCACCUAAUGAAACAAAUGCAAUCUCCUCAACUGUUCUUCGGUCUAAUCUGGAGAAACUAGUUGACCGCAUCAGGUUUUAUGAAGCUAAGCGUGCUAACCUAGAUCAUGAUAAUCCUGAUACAAAAGAUAGAUUUGGAGGUGGGAAUUUGAAGGUGGAUGACACAAAGGAAAUGUCUGAUGUUCAAAUUGGUUUGAGGCUACGGAAACUAUAUGAGGAGAGGAAAGAGUUAUAUACAUGUCUUUCCAGUGCUGUACAGAGUGAAAAGAAAUCCUACGAAGAAGUCAAAGCACUUAAGCAGAUGUUCAGGAAGUCUUUAUUAAGGGAAGCGGAGAUCAUUGUUACUACAUUGAGUGGGUGCGGUGGGGAUCUGUAUGGAGUUUGCUCUGAGUCUUUCUUGAGCCAUAAAUCUGAGACUAUUUUGUUUGAUGCCAUUAUCAUUGAUGAAGCUGCCCAAGCAUUGGAACCUGCUACUUUGAUUCCUCUUCAGCUCUUAAAAUCAGAAGGGACAAAGACUAUUAUGGUUGGUGACCCAAAGCAACUUCCUGCUACAGUUAUCUCUACUAUUGCAAGCAAGUAUUCUUAUCAAUGCAGCAUGUUUGAACGUAUGCAAAAGGCUAGUUAUCCGGUCUUCAUGCUCUUAGAGCAGUAUAGGAUGCACCCUGAGAUAUGUAAGUUUCCUGCUAUGCAUUUUUAUGACAACAAAUUGCUUAGUGGCAAAAAUAUGUCCGGAAAAUCUGCACCAUUUCAUGACACUGAUGGUCUGGGCCCAUAUAUUUUUUAUGAUAUCACUGAUGGGUAUGAGGCUCAUGGAAAUAGUGCUGGUUCCCGGUCCCUAUAUAAUGAUUGUGAAGCUGAUUGUGCAAUUGAAAUUCUUCAGUUUCUUAGGAAGAGGUACCCCUCCGAAUUCGCUCCUAGGAGGAUUGGGAUUGUAACUCCUUAUAAAAGUCAACUUUCUCUUUUGCGAGCUCGGGUUUCUAGCGCGUUUGGAUCAUCUAUUAUGGCUGAGAUGGAAUUUAAUACUGUGGAUGGCUUCCAAGGUCGGGAAGUUGAUAUUAUGAUUCUUUCAACAGUUAGAGCUGCAGGAACAUCCUCACCAGCUACAGAACCAGGCUCAAUAAGUAUUGGUUUUGUUGCUGAUGUAAGAAGGAUGAAUGUUGCUUUGACACGGGCCAAACUCUCCAUGUGGAUUUUGGGUAAUGCAAGAACAUUGAAAACUAACCACAACUGGGCAGCCCUUGUUAGAGAUGCCAAGAAAAGAAAUAUGUUUUUGUCAGUUAGGAAGCCAUACAACUCCAUUUUUUCAUCUACUUUGACAAAGCAUUCCGGUAGGGAAAAUGUUGAAUAUCAAUCCACAAAGUCUGCAUCUCAGCAGAAUGCCAAAGGAAAAAUAUGUGGAAAGACAAAGAGGUAUAUUGUGAGCGAAGCAGAAGAGGCUAAUGAUAAAAAAAAGGGAGGUGCGCAGGAUAAUCUUUCAGCAAGGGACGAUCCUAAAUCAAAAGCUAUUUCAAUUAAUGAUAUCAAAACACAAAAGCAUGUGCCAUCUACAGUAACAGGAGAUGGCAAUAAAAGAGACCUCAAUGGCUCUAAGUUGCAGAAUGAUAACAUAAGAAAGGGAAAAAAAAUAGAUGAUACUAGGGGGCUGAUUGACAAUGAGAAGCUUGUUGAGCAGAAUUAUAACACCAAAAAGAGAAAAUGUGAAUACAUUCCCAGGAAUCCAGAGCAAUUAACAGUUGAUAAGCAGAAGACUUUGAAUCCCUUACCUUCAGAUAGUUCUUCACAGUCGUGCAAGAAGAAGAAGAAGAAAAAUAUAGAUGAACCAGGGGUGCCACCAGGCCAAGCAACUGAUGAGGUAGUUGAAAGUACGACUUCUAAUCAAGUUGCAGUGUCCAGGGCCUCAAUGUCAAAAAGAAAACAACAACGGGAUGCUGUUAACGCUCUUCUUUCUUCUUCUCUUAUAUCUUCAAAAAAUACUGCAGUAUCAUUGAAGCCAUCCCAUGUUAAGAAACCUAAGCCCAUUAAAGAAGCCAAACUCAGAUAAGUGGCUCUGCUCUUUGUCAGAUUUGGGUUUGCUCUUCAGCUUCGUAAUGAUUAUGAGAUCCCAGUUUUUGCCAAGAAUGUUUAUAAGCUCUGUUAAAUUGACAAAAAGGAUAAGCUUUCACUUUUGACCGAUAGUCACUGGAGGGGUAUCCGAGGCAGUUUUUCAAUACAAGUCGGUAGUAUACAGCUUCCAUGCCGAUGUUGGUCUCGAGGUAUAGUGACUUUUUGAUGAAAGCUUUAAAUGCAUACUAUUUUGACCUUAAUGCAUAGGUUGUCACAAGUAUGAAAUUAACUUGGGAUUACCUUUAUUGGAGCAAUAUGAUGAGUUCUUUUUCCUUUUGGUUGAA